This is a messenger RNA of Ylistrum balloti, 2426 nucleotides long. Its product is annotated as bifunctional 3'-phosphoadenosine 5'-phosphosulfate synthase-like. Lineage: Eukaryota; Metazoa; Mollusca; Bivalvia; Pectinida; Pectinidae. The coding region runs from base 66 to 1919 and encodes 617 amino acids. The record is from RefSeq and is a predicted model, not a curated record. The transcript is spliced from 12 exons. Gene Ontology annotation, biological process: 3'-phosphoadenosine 5'-phosphosulfate biosynthetic process; sulfate assimilation. Gene Ontology annotation, molecular function: ATP binding; adenylylsulfate kinase activity; sulfate adenylyltransferase (ATP) activity.
ACAAGUUUUCCCCAUUCAACAAGAAGACCCUCCCAAUUUCAAAGGUGACACUGGUCAACAUCGUUAUGAGUCACGGAGAGAAAAUUUCCAUUUUAUCUCAACACGCAGUGCAGAGGGCGACCAAUGUUGUGUUCCAGCCCAAUCAUGUUUCCCGAGACAAGCGUGGGAAAGUCCUUGGGGCCAAGGGUGGCUUCCGAGGCUGCACUAUCUGGCUAACUGGUCUGUCUGGGGCUGGUAAGACCACCAUCUCUUUUGCUUUGGAGGAGUAUCUGGUUAGCCAGGGUAUUCCUGCCUAUAGUCUUGAUGGUGACAACAUUCGCACCGGGCUCAACAAGAAUCUGGGCUUUACCCCUGAAGAUCGUGAAGAAAACAUUCGCCGUAUAUCUGAGGUUGCCAAGUUGUUUGCUGAUGGUGGAAUCGUGUGUAUCACCGCCUUCAUCAGUCCCUAUGAAAAGGACCGAGCAAAGGCUAAGGAGCUUCAUGAAGCCAAUGGCCUUAAGUUUGUGGAAUGUUUUGUGGAUACACCAAUAGAGAUUUGUGAAGAGAGAGAUGUGAAGGGUCUUUACAAGAAGGCCAGAGCUGGUCAGAUCAAAGGUUUCACUGGUGUUGAUUCCAAGUAUGAACGUCCACCCAAUCCUGAUGUUCGUGUGGAGGCCGGCAAAGAUUCCAUUGAUGAAUGUGUGCAGCGUAUUGUACAGCACUUAUUGGACCUAGAAGUGGUGCCGUCAUCAGCUGUCAACACAGUGCAUGAGCUCUUUGUUCCAGAGAACAAAGUGGAGACUGUCAGGGCCGAGGCAGAGAAUCUGCCAUCGCUGGAGAUCACCAAGCUGGACAAGCAGUGGACCCAGGUUCUAGCUGAAGGUUGGGCAUCACCUCUGAAAGGAUUUAUGAGGGAGAGAGAAUAUCUUCAGUGUCAGCACUUUGGUUGUCUGUUGGAUGGUGGGGUGACUAAUCAGUCCAUCCCAAUCGUGUUGCCAGUACAGACAGGUGACAAAGAAAGGCUGUGUGGCUGUGAUGCCAUGGCUUUACGUUAUGAAAACAAGUGUAUUGCGGUGUUGCGGAAGCCAGAGUUCUUUCCGCAUAAUAAGGAGGAGAGAUGCUGUCGUCAGUUUGGUACAAGCAACAAAGGCCAUCCGUAUGUAAAGAUGAUCUAUGAGAGUGGAGACUGGUUAGUUGGAGGAGAACUGGAUGUGAUUGAGAGGAUGUACUGGAAUGAUGGGUUAGACCAGUAUCGACUCACACCAACUGAAUUACGAGCCAAGUUCCGACAGCUCCAGGCAGAUGCAGUGUUUGCAUUCCAGCUAAGGAAUCCUAUACACAAUGGCCAUGCAUUGCUGAUGGCAGACACCAAACGUCGACUACUGGAAAAGGGCUACAGAAAACCUGUAUUACUUCUCCAUCCUUUAGGUGGAUGGACAAAAGAUGAUGAUGUACCACUACCAACGCGAAUGAAACAGCACCAGGCUAUAAUGGAAGAAAAUGUUUUGGACCCAGAUAGUACUGUCCUUGCCAUUUUCCCAUCACCCAUGAUGUAUGCAGGCCCUACAGAGGUACAAUGGCAUGCAAAAGCAAGAAUGUCUACAGGAGCAAACUUUUAUAUAGUAGGUCGUGACCCAGCUGGAAUGCCUCACCCUGAUGGCAGCCGAGAUCUGUUUGACCACACCCAUGGUUCAAAGGUUCUGACCAUGGCUCCAGGUCUCACUCAGCUGGAGAUAGUACCCUUCAGAGUAGCAGCAUAUAACACCAAGCUCAGAAAGAUGGCUUUCUUUGAUCCUGACAAGAAGGAGGACUUUGAUUUCAUCUCUGGCACUCGUAUGCGUAAGAUUGCCAGAGAAGGAGGGAAUCCUCCAGAUGGCUUCAUGGCACCUAAAGCCUGGAAUGUCCUCAAGGAUUACUACCAAUCACUCUUACAAAAGUAGAGAAACAUGGACUCAAAACUUUGGGCAAAUAUAUUUUAGGUCAUUUAACUGCUUUUUACUACUGCUUUACAUUUUUUGAGGGAAUCUGCACUUGGUCACCAGUUUUUAGUGUUAUACAUUUAUUUUAAAUGUGGGCCAAAUUAUACAUAUUUACCAAUAUAGAUUACUUAUAUUUGACCUGGGACAUGUUGGUCAUCAGAGGCUGUGAUUUGUUUAUAUAGGUUUACAGAUACUGUUAUAGUGGUCAUGUGUAAGGGAACAACAGAUACUGUUAUAGUAGGGGAACAAAGGAUAUUUGUCUGGUACAAUCCUUCUUUCAGUUGCUAGGGAUUUCAUUUUGAUAUCAGUACAUGUGUAAUACAUGUAACUUUUGUGAAUACUGCUGUUGUGACUUUUGUUGUUGACUAACUGGUUACUUCUGAGAUUGCCUGGUUACUCCUGUGACUAACUGGUUACUUCUGAGAUUACCUGGUUACUCCUGUGACUAACUGGUUACUUCUGAGAUUA